Messenger RNA from Mesoplodon densirostris (Blainville's beaked whale), 3751 nucleotides. RefSeq names its product CUGBP Elav-like family member 1 (gene CELF1). Gene Ontology annotation, cellular component: ribonucleoprotein complex; cytoplasm; nucleus. The record is from RefSeq and is a predicted model, not a curated record. Bases 362 to 1924 code for a protein of 520 amino acids. NCBI's taxonomy places the organism in Eukaryota, Metazoa, Chordata, Mammalia, Artiodactyla, Ziphiidae. The transcript has 17 exons. Gene Ontology annotation, biological process: regulation of alternative mRNA splicing, via spliceosome; mRNA splice site recognition. Gene Ontology annotation, molecular function: mRNA 3'-UTR binding.
UAGGUGCCGGAAGUGCCGCCAUUUUGGGGUGUUCUGCUCGGGCGGCAGCGGCAGCGGCGGCGGGACGCGGAGGCUCCCCCGGGACUCGGCCUCAGCAGUGAGGAGGCGGCGGCGGCGGCUGCGAAGGCGAAGGCAGCAGCUGAGGCAGCGGCGGGCUCAGGUGCAGCCGCUGAGUGAAGACAAUAGUCCAGAGAGGGAGGUGGAAAGCUACAGGCUGAACAUAACUUCUUUUUUUCAAAGUUCCCUGUAUUGUGAACUGAGCUUGAGUGAAGUCUUUGAGGAAGCUAAAGCUGUGUGUAUUUGUGGAUCAGACAAGUGCAGCAAGUUAAUAACAUUGGCUUCUGAAGGGGAGAGUGAGGUGAUGGCUGCGUUUAAGUUGGAUUUCCUUCCAGAAAUGAUGGUGGAUCAUUGCUCUUUGAAUUCCAGUCCCGUCUCAAAGAAAAUGAACGGCACCCUGGACCACCCAGACCAACCGGAUCUUGAUGCUAUCAAGAUGUUUGUGGGCCAGGUUCCAAGGACCUGGUCAGAGAAGGACUUGAGGGAACUGUUUGAACAGUAUGGUGCUGUCUAUGAAAUCAACGUCCUAAGGGAUAGGAGCCAAAACCCUCCUCAGAGCAAAGGGUGCUGUUUUGUUACAUUUUACACCCGAAAAGCUGCAUUAGAAGCUCAGAAUGCUCUUCACAACAUGAAGGUCCUCCCAGGGGUAAGAAAGCUCCUACUAAUGCAUCAUCCUAUACAGAUGAAGCCUGCCGACAGUGAGAAGAACAAUGCAGUGGAAGACAGGAAGCUGUUUAUUGGUAUGAUUUCCAAGAAGUGCACUGAAAAUGACAUCCGAGUCAUGUUCUCUUCAUUCGGACAGAUUGAAGAAUGCCGGAUAUUGAGGGGACCUGAUGGCCUGAGCCGAGGUUGUGCGUUUGUGACCUUCACAACAAGAGCCAUGGCACAGACAGCUAUCAAGGCAAUGCACCAAGCACAGACCAUGGAGGGCUGCUCUUCCCCCAUGGUGGUAAAAUUUGCUGAUACACAGAAGGACAAAGAGCAGAAGAGAAUGGCCCAGCAGCUCCAGCAGCAGAUGCAGCAGAUCAGCGCAGCAUCUGUGUGGGGAAACCUUGCUGGUCUAAAUACUCUUGGACCCCAGUAUUUAGCACUUUAUUUGCAGCUCCUUCAGCAGACUGCCUCCUCUGGGAACCUCAACACCCUGAGCAGCCUCCACCCAAUGGGAGGGUUAAAUGCAAUGCAGUUACAGAAUUUGGCUGCACUAGCUGCUGCAGCUAGUGCAGCUCAGAACACACCAAGUGGUACCAAUGCUCUCACUACAUCCAGCAGUCCCCUCAGCGUACUCACCAGUUCAGCAGGGUCCUCACCCAGCUCCAGCAGCAGCAGCUCUGUCAAUCCCAUCGCCUCCCUUGGAGCCCUGCAGACACUAGCUGGAGCAACAGCAGGCCUCAACGUCAGCUCCUUGGCAGGGAUGGCUGCUUUAAAUGGUGGGCUGGGCAGCAGUGGCCUUUCUAAUGGCACUGGGAGCACCAUGGAGGCCCUCACGCAGGCCUACUCGGGGAUCCAGCAAUAUGCUGCGGCGGCGCUCCCCACUCUGUACAACCAGAACUUGUUGACACAGCAGAGUAUUGGUGCUGCUGGAAGCCAGAAAGAAGGUCCAGAAGGAGCCAAUCUGUUCAUCUACCACCUGCCCCAGGAGUUCGGAGACCAGGACCUGCUGCAGAUGUUCAUGCCCUUUGGGAAUGUCGUGUCUGCCAAGGUUUUCAUAGACAAGCAGACAAACCUGAGCAAGUGUUUUGGUUUUGUAAGUUACGACAAUCCUGUUUCGGCUCAAGCUGCCAUCCAGUCCAUGAACGGCUUUCAGAUUGGCAUGAAGCGGCUUAAAGUGCAGCUCAAACGUUCGAAGAAUGACAGCAAGCCCUACUGAGCGUGCUCCCCUCUGAGACUGGAGUGAGAGGGUCUUCUGAUUCCUGCCGUUUGUUCAUCGUUGUGCCUAAAGCAUGUCGAUGUGGCGUCAAGUACAUCGUCCAAAUCCCUGUCUCUUCAGCUUCUCUGAUGCUUGAACUCUCACCUUUGACCUUGUGUUGACCUUUGAUGCUGACGUGUAUUUUUAUUAUGUUUGUUUCUUUCUUUGUUUUUUCUUUUUUCUUUCCUUUUUUUUUUCUUUUGUGCUGCCAAAUUGGUUUUGCUAGAACGACUGCUGAAGGGGAAAUAUUUAAACUUGCAUUUGAAUAUAAAAAAAUCUAUUUUUCUAGAACUUCAUAAGAUAACCACUUGAUUUUGUGAUUCCAAUUCUUUGUAAUUGUCUUCAGAGCAGCCCUACUAGCACAUACCGCGUGGUGUUUGUAUUUCUGUGAACACACAGCCAGUCUGUUUCUAGGCUUUGUUUCUCUGUGUGCUUAGUUUUAAAGACAACUUUGAAGUAAACAAUGAAAUAAAAGAUGUCACUAAAACCUUUGAGGCUCCUGAGCACAUUUUGCUGAUAUAGUUUGUGGGGCUUGAGGAGACCGCAUGUGUUCCUAUUUUUGUUUUUCUGAGUUCUCAACUGCAGAAAACACCUGAAUCCUUUUUGACCACCGGCUGCAGUUUGGGCCCCAGCCAGCCCUUUUUCUUUUGUGGUUCUUCCCUGGAGCAACCCUGCCGGGAGUCUGCAGAUCCCUUUGGCCCCUUCCCCUCAGCCCUGCUGUGCCCACCUCCAUGCUUCUUCCUGCAGUCUCCACAGCAAAAUGUGAUGCUUUGAUUUUUUUUGUUUUUGUAUUGUUUUUGUGUUUUUGUUUUGAAUUUUUUCUUUUCCUACUAAGAUUAUGCCCAGAAAAAACAAGUUUUGCAUGUUUCCUGCUGUUUCUUCACACCUUCGUAUAUAUCACCUUCACCUCUCUGUUUUCUAUAGUUUGUGCAGAAACUGACCGAUUUAAAAGGGUUUCAAAGAAGCUGUUUUAAAUUGAUGUGGGGUAAUUUUUUUUUUCCAAGAUUGUAUUAUUUUUAUUUUGAAGUGGCAACUUUCUCCUCUAUUGCCCUUAGAGCGUUUGCCUGUGCACUUAGACUGUCACCUCAUACGGCCUCCGGGUCUCGGCAGGGCCUUCAGGAGGCCGGUUGCUCUGCUCAGAGGCGGGUGGGAAGGGGGUCCAGAGAGGCACAGGGGCAGAGGUAGAACUCAGAAGGCGGCUGUGGGUGGGCGAGAGGCUAGUGAGCACCCUCAGCGCCGAAGAAGGAGGGCGCUCUUAGCCACUCGCGGGAGGCCGUCUGCGCCCGAAGUGGCAGUACAUCUGUAGCGCUUCUCCUAGGUGACAAGCACAAUACUACAGUCUUCACACUGUUUACAGCCCUGGGCACCAGCCACCCCACACUGGCUCCUCACUGCAGCUCGGCUCUUGGCUCAGCUAGUGGGGUGGGGGUUAGGGCGGGUUUGGUUUUGUUUUUUUGUUUUUGUUUUGUUUUGUUUUUUAAUUGGGUGAAGAGCCAAAUAGCUACUGUCCCUGGGUGCCAGGCAAGCCAGUUCCUUGGUUCCCUGAGGGGAACUUGCCCUCCUCUCUUGUGGCACCAUCCAGCCUCAGGGUCUUAGGGACUUGAGUAAGAAUGUGAAGGGCAGAGGGAGAGGUCAGAGGAGAUGAGAGGUCACACGAUGGAUCUGUGGAGGUAAGAGGUUGCAGAGGGAGGAGUUUGGGAUAGAUCCCACCCAGGCCUAAGCUGCUGGUGGGUGAGAGAGCUGCGAAGUAGGAUUUCCAGGGAAGGAUGGAGAGGGGUAGCCGAGGGA